Molecule: messenger RNA, 420 nt
Organism: Tremella mesenterica DSM 1558
Lineage: Eukaryota; Fungi; Basidiomycota; Tremellomycetes; Tremellales; Tremellaceae
Exons: 1
Coding region: 1-420 (139 amino acids)
Source: RefSeq, a predicted model, not a curated record
AUGUCAGGAGUGUCUCCCUCUCGCUUCUCUCUCACCCUUGAUGAUUCUCAUGAUCCGUGGCCAGAUUCUUGGGACGCAGAUUCCCAUCAUUUCAAAAGAGAUGGCAAUCCAAACAUCUUUAUUUAUGCACCUCCGGGUACUGCUUCCGAUCCCUCAGAGGGAAGACUAUCAUUCCCGGAGGAAAACAUUAGGACCAUAGCACCGUCGGACUUACACCCUGGUCUCACGCCCGAUCCUCUUGAUCCUUCCAUCCAGGAGACCAGCCCCGACCAUAUGGAUGAGGCUGAGGAUGAGGAUAUGGGUGAGGCUGAGGAUGAGAUUGAGGACAAGGAUGGGAUUGUAAUUGAGGAUAAGGCUGAGAAUGAGGAUGAGGAUGAGUAUCCAUUGGUGUUACCAGUCUACUUCGCCUGGGUAACUUGA